Messenger RNA from Dioszegia hungarica, 2982 nucleotides. RefSeq names its product Retinoic acid induced 16-like protein-domain-containing protein. The transcript is spliced from 6 exons. Lineage: Eukaryota; Fungi; Basidiomycota; Tremellomycetes; Tremellales; Bulleribasidiaceae. The coding region runs from base 1 to 2982 and encodes 993 amino acids. The record is from RefSeq and is a predicted model, not a curated record.
AUGGACGUAUCCACCUUCUUCAGCCGGCUCGUCCAGCCAGCGAAAUCCCAAGGGGCCGUGUGCCAGCCGGAUGACCUGGGGGACUUCGACGCGGCGUGGAAGGCUAUCCAGGAUACUCUGGAUCAUCCAGAUGAGCGACAAUUGGUCAGGGGCAUCGCGACGACAGAGGUCCCAAAGCAGCUGCAGCAUAUAGUCGACGCUAUGGUUUGUGAGAAUGGUCGGAUAGAGGAGGACGAAACGGGCCCCUGUUUCGAGUAUCUGAUUCGAAAUGAUCUCCUGUCCACACUUGUCAAAUCAUCCGAACCAGACCGGCCUCAUGGCAUCAAGGGCGAGGUCGUACGGUCUCUCAACAAUCUCGUUGUCCUCCUCUCUGACCGCUUUCUCAACCACCACGCAGUACACGGGCCGUUGCGCCGCCUGUUGCGUUCAUGUGUUGGAGAUAACCCAAUAGAGGGCGAAGUAGAGACUUCAAAGCGGAUCUUUGGGGCGGCAGGAAUGGAGGUGCGAAAGAGAGGGACGGACGCAGAGACUGAGGCGGACGUGGUGGAUCUGAUGUGUAUCCUCUGUUCAAAGAUGCGCGCAUGCCCUCCACUACUCCUCAUCUUCUUCCACGAUAAGGCUCCACCGCCAGCUCGUACCGAAGCUGCCCUAGCCCGCACCCUGUCCCCUACCCCGUCGGCCGUCACCUCGCACACCCAUCCCCCUUCCCGGCGUGCCCAUUCCGUCCGCUCCGGGGAACAGCGCUUCGAGUUCCUGCUUUUCUCCUACCUUUUGCGGUUCGUCCAUCGGGAAGGUCGGACGGGCGAUUUUGCUCGAGCCGGCCUGCUAUUUCUAUUCGAUAUAGCUUUCCUCCCUCUCUCUGACCCGACUUCGGCAAAAGGGAGCCAAGACGCGCUUCAGGAUGCUCAAGAUGCCCUGGGAGAGUAUAUCCUAGAUGGAGAUUUCGCGGAGGUGAUGGCGGCUGCCAUCGGUGCGGUGUACUCGCUCUUACCCUCGAAAGUGAGGAUACCGGGAUUGGGGGAACAGGCGGAUGAGGAGCAAGCAGGCGGACCUGGGGGAGGCGGGAUGUACCUCGGCGGCCGAAUAAGUAGGGAAGGAGGAGCAGAGCUGCCGAGCACCGGGGACGAGGACGUUCGGACGCAGCUUGACCUCGUCAUCAAGCUCUUUGCUUUCCUGCAGGACAUCAUCACCCGCUGUUCCUCCUCGUACCUCGCCGCUUCUGCCGAGGCUUCUCCGUCCAACGCACAGAUCGUCGGCGCGGCGGUAUCGGACUCCACACUCGACGCGAUCCAGAUCUCCUUUCUCGACAACAUCCUCUAUCCUUCCAUCCUCGAAUCGUCUUCGGCGGACGGUACGUCGGUAGCGGUGUUGACCUACCUACACGUCAUCCUGUCAAAUAUCGACGAUGGCCCGCUCCUCACGCGUCUACUCCAUUUCCUGCUGGAUACGGAGUCGGAUGAGGCGCCCCGCUUGGCACCGCACCAUCAGCCGAAACGGGGAGGAAGAUAUCCUGCUUCGGUCGACAACGGCGAGGGAAUUGGGCAAGGCGACUACUUCAUCGAUGCGGGCAAAUUCACGCUGAAGGAUCUCAUCCUGGACAAUCUGUCCUCGGGGUACGCAGCGUCAAGGACGGCGGCACUCCAACUACUCCAGACGAUGCUGCAGGAGCACUGCGCUUCGUCUGUGGAUGGUCUGCUCUCCGUCACUCGCCUUCUGCCGGGCGAGCAGCUCCCCCCGCUGCCAUAUCCACCAGAAAUUGGUCUCUACUCCACCGUCUUAUCCGUCCUCAACCCAUCUGCACCGCCAUUCGACCGCUCUCCUAGCUUUUCGGCCUACCUCGUCGACAUCCAGUCCGCCCUCCAAUCGGACCGGUGUUGCCGUUUAGAUCAGCUCCAAUCGAUAUUCACCUCGGACGAGGACCAAAAGGCGGAGAUUGCAAAGGCGAAGCGAAAAGCUGUGCCGCCGCAUAGGCUGAGCCCGAACGAUCCUGUCAUGCGGGAGAUCACUAGGGGUUUGAAGGAAUGGAUGACGAGGACGCCAGACGAGAAUGUGGCGCUGGCGGCGGUCGUCAUCAUUGUGGCGGGUUGUGCGAGACGGAGCCUGGAGGGGUGGAUGACGAUGGGUGGAGAGGAGCAGGGGGAGGUCGACGCGUGGGCCGAGAGAGUGGAAGGAGGGUAUGAUUCGGAUAACGAUGACUUCCCUCUACCCUCUUCAGAUACCUCUCAUCCACCGCGGGAACGCCAACCGGUCGUGUUUCAGCUCCUAUCUGGCCUGACCAACCAGGUCGCACGCCUCCGAGAAACGACUCCAGGCUUCGACCGCUUCUUGUCUGAUAGGCGAGCCGGACUACUCUUCGCGGACCAUAUCAACGAGGCCAUCAACCUCGCCCUGGACCCGACCAUCGGCGAUACGUUCGGUUCCGUGCCGGCGCUAGCAGGUACACCGGGCCUCGCCCCACCCGUCACGCCGGCCAAGGAGGGACGGACGAGCCUCGCGGGGAGUAUCAAGGGUUUCUUCUCGCCGAGGCGCAACUCGUCGUACACCUCGGCCGGCGGAGUGGAAAGUCCCUCUACGCUCCCGGUGACGCCGUCGACCGCGGAGGAGAAUAGGGAUGCAGACGAGGCGGCGGCGGUGACGAUCGCGAGUGGCGCAAAUGUGGUCUCGCUUGAACCGAUGGCGGAUCUGGCGGGACCAUGGGCGUCCUCGGCAGCUCAGGCGAGACCGGUGACCUUCAGGUCCGUCUCGGAAUGGAGCAGGGAGGACGAUACUGCUACACCGCCCAUCUCGACACCGGCCGGAAGGAGGACAGGCAGGGAAUCCGCGGGAAGAGGAUCAAAGGAAGAAGCGGGUCCGGCAGAAGCUAGCCUAGACCAGAUUCUGGACAACAUCGUUAUCUUGGAGGAAUUCUUGAAGGAGGUCAUUGCGGUCAUUAUUGCAAGGCGGGCUUUGCGGGUUGAUCCGGUUCGAUGUGCGGCGAAAUAG